Anarrhichthys ocellatus (wolf-eel) is the source of this 5559-nucleotide messenger RNA. Its product is annotated as bromodomain-containing protein 8. Gene Ontology annotation, cellular component: NuA4 histone acetyltransferase complex. The record is from RefSeq and is a predicted model, not a curated record. Gene Ontology annotation, molecular function: protein binding. The transcript has 20 exons. Lineage: Eukaryota; Metazoa; Chordata; Actinopteri; Perciformes; Anarhichadidae. Bases 364 to 3006 code for a protein of 880 amino acids.
UGAUUUAGCUGAGAGAAAAAGCUCCCUUUCCCUCAUUACGCUCCUGUGGUGGGCGUGUACGAACACUUCCAGAGCCACAACGAUAAAUAACGUUACAGUAAGCUACAUUUCCUCGCAUGGCCGCUUUCUUGGGUAGCACACACUCCGUAGAGACCAACGCGGACUCAAAACCGCUUUGUUUCGACUCCUUCCAGAGAGUAGCAUUUGAGCUAACGUUAGAAAGGAAAAAAAAAAACCGUGGAAGCCUCAACAGAGCCCCGUAAACGUAACAUGCAUUGAUGUUGACGUCCAUCAUUUGAUGCAUGUCGUGUGCGGAUCUCGCCACUGUCGUGUUUAUUGCCGGGCUUCCAUCCGCCGAGAUGUAUGGGAUGUCGGGAUGACAGGAAGAUGGCAAACGGGGUUGGAAAACACAAGCUACUUGUCAUCGGACCAACAGAGCCAUGGUCGGUGAGGGAGAAGCUGUGUUUGGCCACAUCUGUCAUGAAGAGUGGAGACCAGAACUGGGUGUCUGUCAGUCGAGCCAUCAAACCAUUUGCAGAACCCGGCCGACCACCUGACUGGUUCUCUCAAAAGCACUGUGCCUCCAAGUACUCUGAGCUCCUGGAAACAACAGAGGCCCCAAAGCGGAAGCGCGGCGAGAGAGGUGAAGUGGUGGAGACAGUGGAGGAUGUGAUAGUCCGUAGGCUGACAGCCGACAGGAUUGAUGCACUAAAAAAGCUGAUCAAAGAAACACAGGAGAAGCACAGGAAGCUGAAGAGAGAAGCUGAACUGAUUCAAGCAGGACGUCUAGAUUCCAAACUAGAAGAGUUAUGGGCAGACAUUCUGCAGAAGAAGAAACUGGAGCAGAAGGAAGCAGAGUUGAAAAGAAAAAACACAAAUGCUGCUUAUCAGGGUAUCUCCUUCACUUUUACCAGACAGGUAGCAAAGAACACAUCUAAGCGAGAGCCCGGCGUCACCACACAAUCGCCCGCAGGCUGCAGCUCCCCGAGCCAGGAGUUCUCACCGGGUGACCCACUCGAGUGUUUGACGCUGGAUCUUGCGUUGACAAAGAAUACUUCAGGAUCAGCCAGAUUAAUGACAAUUGCUGAGUCUUCUGGACCAGGAAGUGAUGACAUCAGCCCCGGGUCACUUCUGGACGAUCCCACCCAAAAGAAGCUCCUCCUGGGCCUGAAAGCCACACCCCCACCAUCUCCACUCCUGUCAGAGUUACUGAAGAAAGGCAGUAUCUUGGCCACAAAUUCCAGACUGAUUGGGGAGGGGGACGUGACCACUGCUAAUAUGACAGGAGUACAUGACUUGCAGCUGGCUCCACCUAGCCAACCUCUCACUCAGGCAACAGCUUGCAUGGCAGGUGCCCCGAUGUUGUCGCGUCUCCUGGAGGCAGGUCCCACCCAGUUUUCUGCCCCGUUAGGUUUCAUGGUCAGUGCAGACUCAGCCUCCAGUGCUCCUCUCUCUGCUGCCACUCCUGUGUCUGUUGACUCUACUGCCUCAGCAAAUACAGAGGUGGAUGUGAUGGUGCCGUCUUUGCCCCCCGGAUGCCAGCCUAUCUCUGCAGGGGAUAAGGUGGCUGAGCUCAGUGAGGAGGAUGUGACUGUGUCCUACAUGGUGGGUGAGCUGGACCUGAAGACAGUGGGGGACAUUAUCGCCAUCAUUGAGGACAAGACAGAUGUGACUGCAGAGGCUUUGGAUGCAGCUGCAGUUGAGGCUGCGCUGUCACUGUGUGAGGAGAACGGCCAUGCUUUGUCUGGUGCCUGGGAGCCUGGGCCUCUCCAGCCCCAUGAGUCUCAUCCCGCAGUGCCCACAGGGGUCCAACAGUCCUUGUCUCUUCACAGUAGCCCGGAGAGGAAGACAGAAGUGUUAGAAGUUCAGGGUGGGACUUCAGCUUCACUCUCCUCUCUGUGCAACAGUCAAGAUUGCGGUUUGGCAGCAUUCCCCAAGGGACUAAGGGGCCUUCCUCACACCUCCUCAUCCUCACGCAGCUCAAAGAGUUUGGAGCACUGCCACACUGGAGCACCUCCACACCCUGAGGCAAUGAGAGAGACUGGAGUGUUGGCGCACCAGAAAAGCCAAAUUUCAUUGGAUGUUACUCUAAAAUGUGAAAGUGAGAAGUGGGCACAGCAAAGACCUGAAAAACCCCAUGGAGACUCAGUAUUAGAAGAGAGCCCACUGACAGAAAGGCCCCCCAAGGGGAUGAAAGCGGAGGAUGGAAUAAGUGUUGGGGGAGGAGAGAAUGCCUCAGGAAAUAAAGUGUACCGGCAGCUCAAUGGGCCAGAAGUGUGUGGAGACGAAGAGGCCGAUGGGGUGGAGGGAUUCUUGUCGGAGCCAGACGGCGAGAUGGAGCUAGAGCCUGCAGCCAGCGAGAGUGAGGACGGUUACAGCCUCCACACGGCCUCCUCGUCACUACAGCUCCACACGACCGCAGACUCCAUCCCCAGCAGCCCCUCCUCGUCACUGUUUUCUGUGUGCAGUGAGGACCAUGAAGCUCUACAGGCUCACAAGAUCUGGAAGAAAGCCAUUAUGCUGGUGUGGCGUGCAGCGGCCAAUCACAGGUAUGCAAAUGUCUUCCUGCAGCCAGUAACUGAUGAAAUUGCACCUGGGUACCACAGUAUUGUGCAGAGGCCCAUGGACCUUGCCGCCAUAAAAAAGAGCAUUGAGACCGGUUUGAUACGGAACACCGCUGAGUUCCAGAGGGACAUCAUGCUGAUGUUUCAGAAUGCGGUCAUGUACAACAGCCUGGAUCAUGACGUGUACCACAUGGCUCUGGAGAUGCAGCGUGAUGUCCUGGAGCAGAUCCAGCAGUUUCUGGCUACCCAGCUCAUCAUGGAGACCUCAGAGUCUGGUAUCAGCGCCAAAAGCCUGAGGGGCCGUGAGAGCACACGCAAACAGGACUCUACUGACAAGGACACUGUCUCCAUGUCCUCUCCUGCCUUCCUUCUUUCUCUGUUUGAUGGAGGCACCAGGGGGCGCCGUUGUGCCAUAGAAGCUGACAUCAAGAUGAAGAAAUGAACAUCCAGUAUGACAAUUUUAUCCAAUAGUGUUCCAGGGUUGAAUUGAAAGACGUGAAACCACAAGGCUGAAUUUAUCCUGUCAGUUGCACAGAUUCCCACUCUGCAUAGAAAUGCAGCGUAACCUUUAUUUGCACUCCAGGUGAAAUGGAUAGACUGUAAUAUGGAGAAGCUCAUUUCCUCUGAGACAGCCAUACAGACAUGGAUUAUAAACGGUAUAAUCCCAGAUUACAAUGGGGCAGGUCAAACCUUUCAUAGACGUAGCUGCAGAUCACUUAGAAUUAGCCUGCUCUGAAUUACAUCAGGUUGUAUUGUAAAUGAAGAUAAAAGUUACUCCUAGCCUACAGACCUGGUUUUACUUCAGAUUAGUGUGGUUGGUUUUAAACAUACCAUGUUGGUGAUACAAUGUAAACCCAGAGGCCAAAGAGUCUCACUUAGCUAGGGGGUGAGGGGCACAUGCUAAUUUCAAAUCAUUUGAAUUUCUUUUUAGUUUACUUAUUUAAAAAAACUCUGAUAAUUUUUAAAUAUGGCUGUAUUUUUUUUGUGAUGAAUUGAUUUUAUUAAGAGUGCACUUCCAGUGAAACAGUAUCAACAUGCAUAUUCUGUGUCAUUUUCAAUAUUUUUGAGAAAACGUCCCGUUAUCAAAAUGUUUUGUGGACUUUAAAAUAAACAAUAAAACUUCAUAAAAUACCCUCAUUCCACUAUGUUAAGCUUGAAUUGGCAUUAACGUUUUCCACGAUUCCAACACACAACACGCCACAGCAGCGACACAGCAUUACAGUUUGCUGAAGCCUUGCUGUUUAAGAGCCGUCCAAUCGAAAUUAGUGACUUCCAGUGGGAAAAUAUAAAUCGUUAGCAUUUGAUAUCCUUCUUUUUUUUUUGUAUUUAAAAGUCUGCCUUGCCUAAUUCAUGACAUUGAUGUUUAGUGCGCUGUGUGUCAGUAGGGAACAGCAUGCAGACUUUAUAAGGAUCAGCUCAAGCAGCAGUGGCCACAUGGCAAAAAGCAGCAAAGAGUAGCAUUCCAUUAUAAAUAAGUUACACAGUGUUGUGUUUCCAAGAACCUGUUCCGUAGCAAUGUCAUUAGUUCAGUGUUAUGUAAAUUGGCCGAAAUCAAUCCAAUGUAUUUAAAGCUUUUAUCGAGUCAAAGCCAACUCAUGUACAAGAUGCCAUACUGUUGCUGUUGUCUACUUGCUCAUUUGUGUUGAGCAUGCAAAUACAUCGUGUUCAUGUUUUCACUAUGACCAUGUCCACUGACUUAUGUAAACAAAGGCUUUUCCAUGUCUGUUAAAUCCAGACAUCUGUAACCGGCUUCAACGGAUAUUAGUUUCACAGCUCGUAUUUAGAGUCAAACAGAAAGAAAGUGUGAUACGAUCUCAAGUUGUACAUGCGGCAAGUCAAACCUCAUGUUCCGAGAAAGUAAUUGGACAGAUGAAGGUGCAAAUGUACAGAAACAUUAAAGCCUUUUGGCCACUUGUUGUGAUGUUUUUCCCCACAGACAGCAGUGAGAGGUUCAGACACAGUAGAUGUGUUUGUUUCAGCUUCUUUGCGAUUUAUAUUUUACAUAAUUUUUACCUUUUCAAAUAUAAAUAUUUGCCGUCAUUCUCAGUCUCGCUGCCCGAUCACCUUGAAAUAAAGAGACUGAUUGUUAUACCGUCAGUAGGAUAAUGUGUAGUCUUCUAAUGAUGUGACCAAACAAACGAAGCACUCAAGAGUCAAACCACCACCAAAUCAUAAAUGAACAAAUCAGACGGGCCAAGACAUACUCUGAUUACAUCUUUUAUUUUCAGGUAUAUUUGGCUGAAAACUGAAUUCUGCAGCGUUGCUCAGAUGUACUACGACCCCCUGAUUUGUGCGUAUCACAGUCAAGGUUUUUACAUGUUUUGAGUUACAGUGUGGACCUGAAUAUUCUAGUCAAUUAACAUUUACUGUGUCAGUAGUCACGAAGAUGUGGUUGCUGAAAAAUAAAUACGUAACUAAUAACACACACUCUCUCUCUCUCUCGCUCACUGGGAUGCAUGCAACAGCAACAAUAGGAACAGGAUUGAACUUUAACUUAAAAGUGCUCGAGAAGAACCUGAAUAUCGUACGAGAACAGCUGAGGCAGUCUUGGCGCACAGAAACAAGUACCAGUGUCUGUUUAGGGUUUGAAUCAUCUGUGGUUAAAGAGUUAAAGUUAACACCUCCACAAGGUUAGCGUCCGAUUAAAAGUGAUCAUUCUGUUGGAGAUGAGAACAAAAAUUAUUAUUCUUUAUAAAACAUCAGUAUGAAUGAAAACAGGUACAGAAUUUAUACAACAUUUAUAACACAUGGGCCAAAUAGGACUGUGAAUGGGCUCUUCGCUUUUGACAAAUUAAAAGCGACUUCUUCGAAAACUUUCUGCAACACACAACAGUCAUUUCUCACUGCUAAACCUCAAACACAUGCCUGCAGCUGUACCGAACGACUUCCUGAGUGGAAGCUUAAUUAAUGACCGCGUAAUAAACCCCUCUGCCAGCAGCAGGAUCAGCAGGAAGCUCUGCAGUAGGAGGCCGCUCAUUUUUUUGGCAAGUGCAAC